UUUUUUUUUUUUCUUUUCUUUUCUCUUUUCUCUCUCUCUCUUUCCUUUCCUUUAUUUAUAUCAUCUAAGCCUUAUUUAUUUGUAUAUAUGUAUAUGUAAAUAUGACUGCUAGUAAAGGUCAUCAUCAUUCAACUAUUAAGAAUUCUUCCAUUUUCCAAUGGCCUAUACCUACUACUACUAACGAUAUAUCCAUUAAAGAAAUAAUUGAAAAAUAUUAUUCAACUAAUAAUGAGUUAUUAAAACAUAUUCUAUCAGCUAAAAUAGAAGAGGAUAGAAAACAAGCUGCUGAAGAUAUUUUAAAGAUUGAACAAGCUCGAAUUCAUUCAAGAUAUUUAGAUAUAGAAUUAAUGAAAGAACGAUCAAAAUUAGUAGGGCAGCAAGUGCCUUAUACAUUAGUUCCUUUCCCUUCUUCUAGUCAUGAUAAUAUGAAUGUUCCUGUACAACAGCCAGCUACAGCAUGUAUUACAAAGAAUACACUAUUGUCUUCACCAACUCCUUAUUCAGUAUGGUAUCCUCCUUUAUCACGUUCCUAUUUAUUACCUAUUACUUCCUUUCAGCAACUAACUACACCUAUUUCACCUAAUAAUUCUACAUCGGAUACAUUAAAGAAACGAAAUCAUACAUCUAUAUCUACUAGUCAUGAGGAGAAUAAGACACUGACUCAUAAUAGAGUCAUAGAAGCUCUUAAGGCUAAAAUUCAAAGAACAUCCUCCUCAUCAACCUCCCGACAAACUCUUCAACAUCUAAAUAAAAGACAACGGACUCUACCACAGCCAACAAUAAAGACGACCUGUUACAAUGAACAACAACCUUCGUCUUAUCCAUCCCCUUGUUCAGAAAAGCCUAUUCUUCCGCCUAUUGAUACAAGUUUAAGUCAUAUACCUGCUACUACUACGUUAUCACCCAUAACUAAGUCAGUAUUACAUUCUGCUAAUGAUAUUACUAACAAACUAUAAAAUAUUGAAUAUAAUAAAAAGGUCAACCGAAAAAAAAAGAAAAGAAAAAGAAACAGAGAAUUUAUUGUAUCUUAUCAAGAGAAUUAUAUUAUAAUAUAAAGGAAUAUAUACAUUCUUUAUUAUUAUUA
Messenger RNA from Cokeromyces recurvatus, 1084 nucleotides. RefSeq lists its product as uncharacterized. The coding region runs from base 102 to 956 and encodes 284 amino acids. The transcript has 2 exons. The record is from RefSeq and is a predicted model, not a curated record. NCBI's taxonomy places the organism in Eukaryota, Fungi, Mucoromycota, Mucoromycetes, Mucorales, Mucoraceae.